AGAGAAGGACUUGCUGAAUGUCUUUUUCUUAGAUGUUCAAAUUGUCAUCAUGAGACUGAGUUGAAAACAAGUAAGAGACUGGGAGGUGUUGGUGGAGGGGCUCAUGAAGUCAACAGGAGGUCGGUAUUGGCUUCUCAGAAACUUGGCCAGGCUGGGUUGGCUGACUUUUGUGCUAGAAUGAAUUUCUGUCCACCAGUGACCAAGAAAUCUUACAAUGAUCAUUUGAUCCAAAUUGAAAAGGCAGCUGUAGAACAUGCUAGAACUCAAAUGCAGGAUGCUGCUGGGAGGCUGUCGGAUCUGACAAAAAUAAACAUCCUAACAGCAUUGAAGAUGAAAAUGGAACCGAAGUGGCUAAAGUAGCUGUUACAGUUGAUGGCACAUGGCAGAAAAGGGGCCAUUCCUCAAAGAUUGGUGUGGUGUUUGUCAUUUCAGUGGCAACUGGAGAAAUUCUGGAUUAUGAGGUCAAAUCUCUUGUUUGCUCUGAGUGUCGAGCUCGUGAGCAUAUGGACAGAGAUUCUGAGGAAUACAAAGCUUGGAAAGCCAGCCAUACAAAUUGCCACAUUAACCAUUCUACCAGCUCUGAGGACAUGGAGGCUUCUGCAGCAGUAGAAAUGUUUGGCAGAAGUGUAGAGAAGUUGCAUCUCAAGUAUACAACUUUUGUCGGAGAUGGUGACAGUAGUUCUUUUGGUCGAAAAGAGAAGCCAUGACUGCAAAAUUUGGAGACAAAUAUCCUGUAGUCAAAGAGGAGUGUGUGGGCCAUGUGCAGAAGAGAAUGGGUACAGCUCUCCGAAAGUUUAAAAAGGAAAUGAAGGGAAGAAAGCUGGCAGAUGGAAAAGGUGUCGCUGGAAAGGGAAGGCUCACUGACAAAGUUAUCAACCGCAUUCAAAACUAUUAUGGUAAUGCUAUAAGAGAGAAUUGUGGCAACCUUCAAGGGAUGAAAGAAAGCAUUAAAGCAAUUCAGUGUCAUAUGAUAGUGGAUGAGGACAUGUCACUCAAAAAGCAGCACAGACACUGUCCAAAGGGUAAAGACACAUGGUGUAAGUUCUGGGCUGACAUGCAUAAUAAGACAAACACCUACGACAACAGCAAGCGUCUUCCUGCAGUUUUCAUGAAAGAGCUGGACCCAAUUUUUAAAAGAUUGUCAGAUAAUGCUCUUUUAUCAAGAUGUCUUCAAGGUUUCACUCAAAACCAGAAUGAAAGUGUCAAUUCUCAAUUGUGGUCCAGAUGUUCCAAAACUACCUUUGUUGGAGUUCGUAAAGUUCAAAUUCCUGUUUGUGAAACUGUGGCUGUGUUUAACACUGGGGCAGCCAGCAAAGCAGUCAUUAUGGAUCUCAGUGGGGUUAAUCCUGGUCAAAGUAUGUUGAAGGCCCUGAGAGAUCAAGACAAAAGAAGGAUCGUAACUGCUGGACGAAAAGUUUCUGUGAAGUACAGAACACAAAGGAAGAUUUUACGGGCAAAGCGAAAGUCAAAAGGGGAAGUGUCAUACUCUUCAGGGGCUUUU
This is a messenger RNA of Pocillopora meandrina, 1501 nucleotides long. The record is from the annotation of a GenBank genome assembly. Lineage: Eukaryota; Metazoa; Cnidaria; Anthozoa; Scleractinia; Pocilloporidae.